GAAUUUGGCACAAAACGGUCGUCGUUGCGUUAGGAGACCUUCCCUAAUUUCAAGUCCUCCUUUCAGCUUGUGUCUCAGUAUGGACUGACGAGACAGUACGAAGCCACGUGCUACAUUCUGGCCACGAAAUGAUUAAGACAACCUUGCGCCGCUCCAUUACAAUUGGCCGAAGACACCAAAUCUUCAAGUCACAAUGUCCGAGGAAUAAGCAACAUUCUUUCUUGGUUAAGGCUGUCAAGGCAGACUGAGGCAGUCUCCCUGGCUUCAGGCAGUCCUUGACGCAGAUCUGCUUGACAGCAGGAGAAUCCCACCAUGGUCUGAUUGAUCACGAUGUAUUACUGCUCCAUGUUGGGUAUAAGAAGCUCUGGCAUGCCGAUCUUUCCAUUGUGGAUUCCAACAACCACAACUGAACUUCUACUCUAACUUCGUAUUACAAUUUCAAGCAGUUCAAAAGGUAAAACGUCAACGAUAUGGGCAACCUUCAAACAAUUUCUCUUCUGACGGGCUUCCUGGCUUGCAUACCAACAGUCCAAGCUCAUGGCUACGUCAAGAACAUUGUCAUCAACGGAGUAUCAUAUCAGGGCUACGACCCGACUGUUUUUCCUUACCAGUCGAAUCCCCCUAUUGUGGUAGGUUGGACGACAUCUCAGACCGACCUCGGAUACGUCGAGCCCGCAGCCUUUGGUACCUCAGACAUCAUCUGCCAUAGAGGGUCCAAGCCCGCUGGUGGCCACGCCCGUGUCGCCGCGGGGGAUUCCAUUGCCCUGACCUGGAACACCUGGCCCGACUCCCACCACGGACCCAUCAUCGACUACCUCGCGCCCUGCAACGGCCCCUGCGAGAGCGUUGAAAAGACCGCCCUCAAGUUCUUCAAGAUCGAUGGUGCCGGCAAGGCAGACCCAAGCGCGACAUCCAGUCCGGGCUAUUGGGCUGACGACGUGAUGAUGGCCAACGGUCUGACAUGGCUUGUCCAGAUUCCGGCCUCCAUCACGCCGGGCAACUACGUCCUGCGCCACGAGAUCAUCGCUUUGCACAGCGCCAACAAUGCCAACGGCGCUCAAGCCUACCCGCAGUGCUUCAACUUGGAGGUCAUAGGCUCUGGAACAAAUACGCCUGACAGCGUAUUGGGAACGCAGUUGUACAAGAACAACGACCCGGGCAUCGCGUACAACCUGUACACGACGCCGCAGCCGUCAUACACGGUGCCCGGCCCGACGCUCAUCGCAGGCGUGCCGUCGAGCGUGGCUCAAUCCAGCUCCGCCAUCACGAAGAGCACCUCCGCGACCGUGGGGUAUACCUCGGCCACUUCGUCUUCCUCCAUAACCAUAACCGCAUCUGAUUCGCAGGCUAGCACGUCGUCGACGACGACAACUAGUAAGUCUUCGACUACAGCCUCUUCUUCAUCCACUACCUCCACUACCUCCACCACAUCAACAUCAAAGACUACGACGACAAGCGCGAGCACGGGGUCGGUACCGAGCGAGAGCCUGGUGCCGCUGUAUGGCCAAUGUGGCGGUAGAAACUGGCAAGGCUCCUCGCAGUGUGCGCAGCAGAAGGUAGCGUGUCAGUACUCAAACGAUUACUACUCACAGUGUGUGCUAGUGCCGGCAUAGACGAUUCACCAUGCAGGCACUUGCAUAUAAUACCAGCUGGGCUUUCAGCGGGCAGUUGGAAAUUGGGUGUUGCGGACGCAGUAUGGUAAUGGAACAAGAUGUUGGUUGUGUAUGCUAAGAUGUUUAUAGCCUCGCUUGUUUGCAAAUAACCUUUCUUUUCCGCUUUAGCUCCAACAGUUCACCACUAAUCAUAGGAAUAUUCAAGGUUCAUUGAGUUAGAAUACAAGUUAUUUUAACUGCACUAAGUGAGGAGGGUUAAUACUUGUUGACACUAGACUAGGUUAGUCUAAGCACAAACAUGAUCUUGCCUGAAAGGGACUAGACUUCGACUCGGUGUGCCGCUUAC
Molecule: messenger RNA, 1959 nt
Organism: Truncatella angustata
Lineage: Eukaryota; Fungi; Ascomycota; Sordariomycetes; Amphisphaeriales; Sporocadaceae
Product: glycosyl hydrolase family 61-domain-containing protein
Exons: 1
Coding region: 471-1613 (380 amino acids)
Biological process (GO): carbohydrate metabolic process
Cellular component (GO): extracellular region
Molecular function (GO): cellulose binding
Source: RefSeq, a predicted model, not a curated record